Molecule: messenger RNA, 1614 nt
Organism: Microstroma glucosiphilum
Lineage: Eukaryota; Fungi; Basidiomycota; Exobasidiomycetes; Microstromatales; Microstromataceae
Product: MRG-domain-containing protein
Exons: 4
Coding region: 255-1421 (388 amino acids)
Biological process (GO): regulation of DNA-templated transcription; chromatin organization
Cellular component (GO): Rpd3S complex; nucleus; NuA4 histone acetyltransferase complex
Source: RefSeq, a predicted model, not a curated record
ACCACCUCUUGUCGACCACCCUAGCUCUGCAUCACGAUACCCAGCGCCUUGCAUUAACGCAGGACGUCCCAUUCAUCGGAGUCCGUGUUCCUGAGCUCCUUACAUCCUCACACGUUCUAGCUUUCUUCGAGACUGGAAGAGCCUUGCCCAAGACGACUUUGCAGUAGCAAAGCGCGUCCUCAGAAGUUCCUACAGGUGCAGCCCAUCACGACCACAUUCUCGAGCUAAGCUAAUAUUCUCAACUGUAGCUAGCAAUGACAACGACCUUUCAGGCGAACGAAAAGGUGCUGUGCUAUCACGGACCCCUCAUCUACCAGGCCAAGGUCCUGAAAGCAGAGAUCUGGACAGGGACUGACCCGUCCGAAGGGGGAUUCACUGGACCACACUACUUCGUCCACUACCAAGGGUGGAAGGCAAGCUGGGACGAAUGGGUUCCUGAAUCGCGAGUGUUGAAGUUCAAUGAUGAGAACAUCACACGGCAAAAAGCUCUCAUCCUCGCUGCACAGAACAAGGGCAAGGAGAAGGAGCAGGAGAGGCAAGCCGCUGCUGCCGCUUCUGCUGCUGCCUCAUCCUCUGCUGGUGGAUCGAAGGACUCUGGAAGCUCGCGCAAACGUCCGCGAGACUCGGACGAGAAGGGUCGAAGGGGUGGUAGUGCGGGAGCUGCAGGAGCGGGUGGAGCUUCAGCAUCAAAGCGCGGACGUGAUGCAGUAGGCGAUGAAGAAGAGUUUCUGCGUCGCCCAGAGAUCAAAAUCGUCAUUCCGGACGCACUCAAGGUGCAAUUGGUCGACGAUUGGGAGAAUGUGACAAAGUACGAUCAGCUGGUGCCGCUACCGAAGAAGCCCAACGUGAAGGAUGUGCUAAAGAUGUACAGGGAUCACGUCUUGGAAGAGCGCAAGAAACGAGAAAGCAAGAACAGCAAAGACAGCAAAGAUGGAGCAACUGGUAGCGGCAGUGGAUCCUCACGGCUCUUGACACAACCUCUAGCGGUACUGGACGAAGUGUUGUCUGGCCUCGAGCUAUACUUUGACAAGGCUCUGGGGAACAACCUAUUAUAUCGCUUCGAGCGGACGCAAUACCUGCAGAUCAGCAAAGGGGCUGCUGCUGCCAUGACUGGUAGGAAUAGGGGUGGAGCUGGUUUCAGUGCAGAGGAAGGAAAGAGCAAGAGAGAGGUGACGCCUACUGGUGGACAGGAGACUGAGGAGAAGCAGCCCAGCGAGAUCUAUGGCGCUGAGCACCUCUUGAGGCUUUUCGUCAAUCUCCCCUCCAUCAUCGCCCACACGACCCUGGACGCAGACUCGGUGGUGAUCCUAAGGGAGCACCUGGACGACUUCCUCGCCUUCAUGGUCAAGGAGAAGCCCAAGCUCUUUGCCUCCAAGUACGAAGUGGCCAGUCCGGCUUAUCAUCGAGUGAGCCUAGUCUAAAGGAGGGAGGACGGGGUUCCUGUAUGGGGCAGGACAGCGAGAUGGGGCUGCGCGAGGCUCACCUGAGAUUUACGUUUGACGGCGAAGGUGUAUGUAUUGGCAGAAGAAGGGCCUAUUGACCAGCCUGUGGGGACUUUUGUACUCAAUCAAUAUUCUCGAACUGUCCCUCGACGUGACCCGGAAGUGGAACGAG